CUCAUCACUAUUUCUACCGCGUUCAUCUCAUCUGUCGUUCAUAUCAUACUCCUAGACACGACCCUUUCCGUCACACUUUAAUUCCGUCAUAAGCCACAUCAUAUCAAACGCAGCUUCUCAUAGUGUCCUCUACUACGCACAAGAUCCCUCAUCCGCAACACACCCACAAAGCCUCACCUAAGACGUCUCUUCGUCGAACAGACUUACGGACAUCCACACAUGUCUACUCAAGAGAACGGCGAAAGCAAUGUGCCUCCAGAGACUCCACCGGCUCCACAGACCCCAACAACUCCGAAAACACCACCACACACGCCUCCAAUAACCCCUCCCAAAACACCUCCGAAGACACCUCCAAAGACGCCUCUACAUACACCUCCACAUACGCCUCCGCACACGCCUCCACGCCGCCGCAGCGACGGUUCGUACUUUGAUGGCAAGCAUCAUGGCAAAAGGCACUGCUGUGGCAAGCACUAUUGUAGCCACUGUGGCAGGCCCUAUGUCGACAAGGACAGAAGUUUGAGUCACGCAUCCAAAAACACCAACUCAACUUUAUCUGCUGCUCCAACACUAAAACCCGGACCUGUCAAAACGAACACGAGUCAAAGUUCCUACGAAAGGCGUCAGAAGGCUAGAGAUCAGAGAAGGCGAUUGAAGAAGGAGAGAAAAUUGCAAAGAAAAAGGGAAAGGGAGGCCAACAUCAAUAAGGCGAAUUUGGUGAAGAGGCAUUUCUUGGCUAGACUUAAGUCCAAGUUCUCACGUCGUCGGACUGUUACCGUUACAUAUUAA
Aaosphaeria arxii CBS 175.79 is the source of this 786-nucleotide messenger RNA. RefSeq lists its product as uncharacterized. The transcript has 2 exons. Bases 220 to 786 code for a protein of 188 amino acids. The record is from RefSeq and is a predicted model, not a curated record. NCBI's taxonomy places the organism in Eukaryota, Fungi, Ascomycota, Dothideomycetes, Pleosporales.